Molecule: messenger RNA, 2543 nt
Organism: Ceratotherium simum simum (southern white rhinoceros)
Lineage: Eukaryota; Metazoa; Chordata; Mammalia; Perissodactyla; Rhinocerotidae
Gene: KLKB1
Product: kallikrein B1
Biological process (GO): proteolysis
Cellular component (GO): extracellular region
Molecular function (GO): serine-type endopeptidase activity; protein binding
Source: RefSeq, a predicted model, not a curated record
UCUCAAUUUAUAGCUGGUGCCAAGCCCCUGGGCACAAAAUGUACAGAAAACCCUUGUUCUUUGAAUUGGUAAUUGUGUGCUUAGAUUUGCAAUUCAGACAUUUACAAGAAAAUCUCUAUCAUCUUAAAUUAAAGUUCAUGCUAAAUAUGAUCUAUAACCAGCAGAGUUAUGCAUGCAGUGCUUUCUCUUUUAGGAUGAUUUCCUUCAGGCAAGCAGCUUAUUUCAUUUGCUUGUUUGCUACAGUUUCCUGUGGAUGCCUGACUCAACUAUAUGAAAACACCUUCUUCAAAGGUGGGGAUGUAACUGCUAUUUUCACCCCGAGUGCCCAACACUGUCAGAUGAUGUGCACGUUCCAUCCUAGGUGUUUGCUGUUCAGUUUUCUUCCUGCAAAUUCAACCAAUGAUGCAAGCAAAAGGUUUGGUUGCUUCAUGAAAGACAGUGUUACGGGAACGCUGCCAAAAAUGUCACGGAAAAAUGCAAUUUCUGGACAUUCCUUGAAGCAAUGUGGACAUAAAAUAAACGCUUGCCACCGAGACAUUUACAAAGGAAUUGAUAUGAGAGGUGACAAUUUUAACCUAUCUAAGGCUAAUAGUGUUGAAGAAUGCCAAAAACGCUGCACGAAUAGCAUUCACUGCCAAUUUUUCACAUACGCCACACAAGCAUUUUCCAGUGCAGAGUACCAGAACAGCUGCCUAUUAAAGCGGAGUCCAGGAGGAACACCCGCCACUAUAAAGGUGCUGGCUAACGUGGCAUCUGGAUUCUCACUGAAGCCCUGUGCUCGCUCAGAAAUUGGUUGCCACAUGGACAUGUUCCAGCACCUCGCCUUUUCAGAUGUGGAUGUGGGCAGAGUUAUCACUCCAGAUGCUUUUGUGUGUCAAACCAUUUGCACCUAUAAUCCCAACUGCCUCUUCUUUACGUUCUAUACAAAUGCAUGGAAUACAGAAUCACAAAGAAAUAUCUGUUUCCUUAAAACUUCCCAAAGUGGGACACCGAGUUCCCCUACCCCUCGGAGAAACACCAUAUCUGGAUAUAGCCUUUUAACUUGCAAACAAACUUUGCCUGAGCCUUGCCAUUCCAAAAUUUACCCAGGAGUUGAUUUCCAAGGGGAAGAAUUGAAUGUGACCUUCGUUAAAGGAGUGAAUGUCUGCCAGGAGACAUGUACAAAGACGAUUCGCUGUCAGUUCUUCACAUAUUCUUUACUCCCAGAAGACUGUAGAGGAGAGAAGUGUAAGUGUUCGUUACGAUUGUCUAUGGAUGGCUCCCCAACUAGGAUUACGUAUGGGACACGAGCGAGCUCUGGUUAUUCUCUGAGGUUGUGUGAAAGUGAGGACAGCUCUGUCUGCACAACAAAAACAAACCCACGCAUUGUUGGAGGAAUCAACUCUACUUGGGGAGAGUGGCCCUGGCAGGUCAGCCUUCAGGUGAAGCUGACAACUCAGAGCCACUUGUGUGGAGGGUCGAUCAUUGGGUCCCAGUGGGUUCUAACUGCUGCCCAUUGCUUUGAUGGGCUUUCCAUGUCAAGUGUUUGGCGAGUUUAUGGUGGCAUUUUACAUCUGUCAGAGAUAACAAAAGAAACGCCUUUCUCACAAAUAAAAGAGAUUAUUAUUCACCCAAAUUAUAAAAUCUCAGAAGUUAAUCAUGACAUUGCCUUAAUAAAACUUGAGGCUCCUCUGAAUUAUACUGAAUUCCAAAAACCAAUCUGCCUACCUUUCAAAGAUGACACAAAUACCAUUUACACCCACUGUUGGGUAACCGGAUGGGGCUUCACAAAGGAAAAAGGUGAAAUCCAAAAUACCCUACAAAAGGUAAAUAUUCCUUUGGUAACAAAUGAAGAAUGCCAGGAAAGACUUAGAGAUCAUGAAAUAACCAAUCAGAUGAUCUGUGCUGGCCAUAAAGAGGGAGGAAAAGACGCCUGCAAGGGAGAUUCAGGUGGUCCUUUAGUUUGUAAACACAAGGGAACAUGGCACUUGGUGGGCAUCACCAGUUGGGGAGAAGGCUGUGCCCGCAGGGAACAACCAGGUGUCUACACCAGAGUUGCUGAGUACAUAGACUGGAUUUUAGAGAACACACAGCACCAAGAUGGACAGUCUUUAAUGAAGUCACGAGCAUGAAGAAGCUUUUUAGAGGCACAGAAGAGCCCAGUUUGUAGCAUAAGUUUUGCAAUGUGGGUUCAAUUCAAAUACUGAGCCUUGGGGUCCUCGUCUGCAAAAAUGUGGAGAGUGGACUCUACCUCGCGUCCUUGUCAUAAGGCUAGAGUGAGAUAAUGCAUACAGAGCUGCUGAGGGCAACGUCUUGCAGAGGCAUGCUGUGAGCCUUCAGUAAUAAUGCUAAUAAUGGGCGAUAACAACUGAAGAUCUCCACAAUUGUUUGUUGUGAAAUAAAGAGUGUGAUUAAAAGAUGUUUUCUUCUGAUUGUGAAACAGAACCCAGAAGAUAUCUGACUCCAGAUCCUAGCACAGUGCAUGGGAUCAUUCUAAUCCUACCGCUUCCUCUGGAACUCACUGUAUCUCAGAGAUAAUAAUUUCUUCUGUGUGCCUUACCUGC